ACCAUUGACUUCGCAAGUCGAUUAAUGAGAAUUCCAAGGCCAUUUUCAUUGUCAUACCAAGAAUACAAGUCCCAUCUUCUUUCCCUGCCUAUAAUCCUUCACCAAAAAUUUCUUUCUUUCUCCAAGAAAACACAUUCAAGAAAUGGAUAGAGAACAAGAAGAGAUGCAGUUUCUUGGGCUCUUUGAUAUAUUUAAAGAAUCCUACAAGAUCGUCUUUACUUGGCGAAAGAUCUUCAGCCAGAUAACUCUGGCUUUGAUACUUCCUUUGUCAUUCAUCUUCCUAGCUCAUAUCCAAAUAUCCGAUCUUAUCUCCGCCGACAUCAACCGGGACGAGGACCAGUUGGAUCAGACGCAAGCUGGUUCUGCAAGAAACAAGAAAUUAAACGAUCUUAUAUUUUCUGAAUUGACUUAUCUUAUGCUGUUCAAAUUCGCAUAUUUCACUUUCUUUCUUAUUUUCUCUCUAUUGUCAACUGCAGCAGUUGUUUAUACCAUUGCUUGCAUUUACACUGCCAGAGACGUAAGUUUCAAGAAAGUCAUGAGCGUUGUGCCCAAGGUUUGGAAGAGACUUAUGGUCACAUUCUUGUGCAUUUUUGGCGCUAUUUUUGCUUACAACAUUGUUGCUGGUUUUCUCUUCAUUACAUGGUUUAUUUUGUUAUCGGACACUAGUGUUGGGGUUGUGUCUUUUCUUGCUUUCUUGGUGCUAUACUUUGUGGGUGUUGUUUACUUGGGCAUAAUUUGGCAAUUGGCUAGUGUUGUCUCUGUGCUAGAAGAGGCAUGUGGAGUUAAGGCCAUGAUCAAGAGCAGACAAUUGAUCAGAGGGAAGAUUUGGAUAGCAGCAAUCAUAAAUUUUACGCUGAAUUUGUCUCUUUUUAUAAUACAGGCAGUGUUUGAGAGGUUGGUUGUUCAUGGACGAUCAUUAAACAUGGUGAACAGAGUAUCAUAUGGAAUCAUUUGUUUCUUGUUGCUAUUCAAGUUGUUUCUCUUUGGACUUGUCAUUCAUACAGUGAUUUACUUUGUCUGUAAAUCAUAUCACCAUGAAAACAUCGACAAAUCUGCUCUUUCGGAUCAUCUGGAAGUUUAUCUGGGUGAAUAUGUUCCUUUGAAGUCUAAGGAUGUUCAGCUGGAGCAAUUUGAAGUUUGAGUACUUUUCUCUCCAUGUGUCAGAGACAUAUAUAUGGCCAUAGCAACAACAAUAAUUGCUGUAAUAGUUAGAUUGAUGGAUUGUAAUCUUUACAGAUCAAUCAUGUUAUUAUGUAUAUCUGGUUUUUUAGAAGUUAUAAUUCAAUCCCACGUUUCGUUUCA
Messenger RNA from Ricinus communis (castor bean), 1302 nucleotides. RefSeq lists its product as uncharacterized. The record is from RefSeq and is a predicted model, not a curated record. Bases 143 to 1141 code for a protein of 332 amino acids. The transcript has a single exon. Lineage: Eukaryota; Viridiplantae; Streptophyta; Magnoliopsida; Malpighiales; Euphorbiaceae.